CCCAUGCAAAGCUGCACUUCCUUAGACUGGGUGACGUCGGGCGGGGAGAAGAGGAAGAGGGAGAGAAGGAGGAGAAAGGGAAGAGAAAUUAAAGAGCGGGAGGGAAGAACGGGCGGUGGAAGGGAGCGGAGAGUGGCGGCGGCGUGACCGGGGAGCGGGGACCGGGUUUGUGAGCAGAGUGGCGGCGAGCGAGAGGAGCCCGGGACCGGCUUCGGCGCCGCUCCGCUCCGGCCGGAUUCUGGCCGGCUGCAGCCCCGCCAUGGCAGCCAACAUGUACCGGGUCGGAGACUGUGUCUUCUUUGAAAAUUCUUCAAGUAAUCCAUUCUUGAUAAGGAGAAUCGAGGAGCUGAACAAGACUGUUAAUGGCAAUGUGGAGGCAAAAUGUGUGUGUUUCUACCGGAGACGAGACAUUUCGAGCAGUCUCAUCGCACUCGCCGACAAACAUGCAAAGGAAGUAGAAGAGGAGAUGGAAAAUGGAGAACUGCAGGAACUCUCUGAGAACGAGCGGCACCAGCUGAAACAUCGUGAGCUUUUCCUGUCACGGCAGCUAGAGUCCUUACCAGCAACUCACAUCAGGGGUAAGUGCAGCGUAACACUGCUAAAUGAAACAGAGUUGCUUUUGUCCUAUCUGGAGCGUGAGGACACAUUUUUUUAUUCACUUGUCUAUGAUCCACAACUGAAGACUCUUCUGGCAGAUAAGGGAGAGAUUCGAGUCGGCCCCCAAUACCAGGCGGACAUUACAGACCUACUAAAAGAAGGAGAGGAAGAUGGAAGAGAUCAGUCUGAAAUGGAGGCCAAGGUCUGGGACGGGGACACUCCACUGACAGACAAACAGAUUGACCAGUUCCUCGUCGUUGCUCGUUCUGUCGGAACGUUUGCCCGUGCUUUGGACUGCAGUAGUUCGGUGAGACAGCCCAGCUUACAUAUGAGUGCAGCAGCCGCAUCCAGGGAUAUCACCCAGUUUCAUGCCAUGGACACCCUGUACAAAAGCACCUACGAGGUCUCGCAGGCCAUCUCUGCGCUGGUCCCCCAGGGUGGUCCGGUGCUUUGUCGGGAUGAAAUGGAGGAAUGGUCUGCUUCGGAGGCCAACCUGUUUGAAGAAGCGCUGGAGAAGUACGGGAAAGACUUUGAAGACAUUCAGCAGGAUUUUUUACCCUGGAAGUCAUUAACCAGCAUUGUAGAGUAUUACUACAUGUGGAAGACCACUGACCGAUACGUGCAGCAGAAACGGCUAAAAGCGGCUGAAGCAGAGAGCAAACUCAAGCAAGUGUACAUCCCUAAUUAUAAUAAGCCAAACCCAAACCAGAUCAAUGGAACGAAUGCAAAGGCUGGAGCAAUGAAUGGAGGCAGCGUGCUGGCACCAAAUGGGACAGUAGCAGUGCUGGGACCUGGGCGAGCAUGCGAGAGCUGCUUCACCACACAGUCGUACCAGUGGUACUCCUGGGGCCCCCCCAACAUGCAGUGCCGUCUCUGUGCAGCCUGCUGGGCCUACUGGAAGAAGUACGGUGGACUGAAAAUGCCAACCCGACUGGAUGGAGAAAGGCCGGGACCACACCGGAAUAACCUGAGCGCCCAUGGCACACUGACGAGGAAUAGCAGCAGCCCCAAAUUUGCCGUGAAGACACGACAGGCUUUUUACCUGCACACAACCAAGCUGACGAGAAUAGCCCGGCGCUUGUGUCAAGACAUUCUUCAGCAGGCAGCACGACACCCGUAUGUGCCAAUUAACAGUGCAGCCAUCAAGGCAGAGUGUGAGUACCCAGGUACAUUGCGAUUACCGGAAGCAGAAAAUCAAACGAUAGGGCUGAAACGAGCUGUUAGAAAACCCUUGGAAACAAUUGUGGAAUACUUAGAAGCUCAUCCAUGCCCUAAACAGGACCGUGCUCAGGCUAGUCUGCACAUCAGCAACGUGACACCUGCCAAGAUGAUGCCCAUCUUAAACCACAGCUCUCCAACUAUCCUGGGCAAGCGUAGCUACGAGCAGCACAAUGGUAUCGACGGGAAUACGAAGAAACGUUUGCUGAUGCCUUAUAAGGGUAUGAUGAACCACACGCAAGGGAGACAGAUGGGACCUGCUCGAAACUCUAUGGUCAAUGGGAGAUCUAACCCGGCCAGUAUCAGAGCUCCACGAGCAGGUGUGGUGCCACCAGUGAAGUGUAGGCAGCUGAACAGGAUCGAUGCCCCUGGUGACGUCUUUUUCAUGGCAACUGAUGAAACCAGGAAGAUCCGCAAGUUACUUACUUCCUUUGAGCGGAGGCGGAGUGGGAGACGGCCCCAAGCACAAAUCUUUGUUGAGCAGCACACCCUGGACCGUGUGAGAGGCCCCAAGCCUCCUACCAGCAAUGAGCCCAUUGUCAUUGAAGAUUAACAGCCACUUCCCUGUACUUCAUUUGACCACGAUGCUUUAAUCCAGUGGAAAGGGAACUUUAUUUGUCUUUUUCCAUAUAUAAAAAAAUAUUUCAAAUGA
Molecule: messenger RNA, 2467 nt
Organism: Pristis pectinata (smalltooth sawfish)
Lineage: Eukaryota; Metazoa; Chordata; Chondrichthyes; Rhinopristiformes; Pristidae
Gene: mta1
Product: metastasis associated 1
Exons: 20
Coding region: 260-2368 (702 amino acids)
Biological process (GO): response to ionizing radiation; double-strand break repair; negative regulation of transcription by RNA polymerase II
Cellular component (GO): NuRD complex; nucleoplasm
Molecular function (GO): chromatin binding; transcription corepressor activity; histone deacetylase binding
Source: RefSeq, a predicted model, not a curated record